AUGGCAGCAAGCGACGCUACUACCACCCUGAAUGUGGCCUACCUGGGCCCUGAAGCCUCAUUUUCCCACCAAGCAGCCAUUGAGGUUUUUCGUACCUCACCAUCGUCUAGGCAUGUCGCCUCUUUACACCCACUCCCUUCCUUCUCGACCAUUUUCUCGGCAAUCCAAUCCACGGAAGCAUCUGAACAGAUUACGUGUUACGACUUUGCCGUUGUUCCCAUAGAAAACAGCACCAACGGGUCGGUUGUCCAGGUCUUUGACUUGCUGGCCCGCUGCGGCCACUACCCAAUUCUCUACCCGGACCUGGAAGUCUGUGCGGAAUAUUAUCUUCCUGUACAUCACUGCUUGUUCGUCUCGCCUCCUUCAGAACCGCCUCCGACUUCCUCCCGGCCCCCGGAACAGUUAGACGGGCAUAAGGAAGGGCUGAUCCAAGCGAUCCGGACAUUGUACACCCAUCCACAAGUCUGGGGCCAGUGUAACCGUUAUCUGUCCAAAUACUUCCCUCCUAACCUUGUGGAGCGAAUUGACGUGGGAAGCACCUCUGCCGCUGCUCAGCUGGUCGCUCGUGGAUCCCAAACCCACACCCAGAACAGCAAGCCCAAAGGAGUCGAGGGGCUCAGUGCUUCGAUCAGUCCGAUGCUCGCCGGCGAAAAACACAAGCUCCUCUGCUUGGCGGAGAAUAUUGAGGACGAGCCAGGCGCGAACACGACGAGAUUCCUCGUUGUGCGAAACCGGAAGCACCAGAGACUGUCUGAAGAAUUGCUGGCAACGUUAUUUCUGCAUAGUAACCCCAUUCCUGAUUUAAGAUACAAAUCCCUCAUAUCUUUCACCAUUCCGCACUCUCAGCCAGGCAGUCUGGCCGAUGCAUUGGCCGUCUUCAAACACUACGGUUUCAACCUGACGAGCAUUGACACCCGGCCCAGCAGGAUGCGGCACUGGCAAUAUGUGUUUUUUGUCGAAUGUGAGGAGGCCACCUCAGAGCAACGUAACCGUGCGGCCGCGAGCGUCCAUCUAGCUCGGAACGACGCACAGGACGUAUAUGAGGACGGCGGAGGCAGAACCAAUCUCAUGGAGAUGCUCGGAGAGUUGGGCACAUUCACCGAGACUUUGAGAUACCUGGGGAGAUUUGUGGACCGGCUGCCUAGAGAUCAGCGCGAAGGCGGAGUAAAGGGUUGA
This is a messenger RNA of Fonsecaea erecta, 1176 nucleotides long. RefSeq lists its product as hypothetical. The record is from RefSeq and is a predicted model, not a curated record. Gene Ontology annotation, molecular function: chorismate mutase activity; prephenate dehydratase activity. NCBI's taxonomy places the organism in Eukaryota, Fungi, Ascomycota, Eurotiomycetes, Chaetothyriales, Herpotrichiellaceae. The transcript has a single exon. Gene Ontology annotation, biological process: L-phenylalanine biosynthetic process. Gene Ontology annotation, cellular component: cytoplasm. Bases 1 to 1176 code for a protein of 391 amino acids.